Messenger RNA from Drosophila melanogaster (fruit fly), 722 nucleotides. RefSeq lists its product as uncharacterized. The transcript has 2 exons. The record is from RefSeq and is marked reviewed. Lineage: Eukaryota; Metazoa; Arthropoda; Insecta; Diptera; Drosophilidae.
CGAAUAUGCAACUAAGUAUUAUAUUUGCGCUUCUCGGCUGGAUCGCCGUUGUAAAUGCUGGUGGUCUAAGCCAACUCUUCUUCCAAUGAAAACUACGAACAGCCCUCGUCUAAGCAGGUGUCGCACAUUAAACAAUGCAAGACCGUUGAAACUACGAGUUUAGAGCCAAAUGAAGUGCUCCAAAGUACCAUUUCGCCUGAAGUUUCCAGUACCAGAAAAACUGUGCCGCUUCCAACUUUGGCUCCUAGCUCCUCCUUAACUUCCACGGAAAUCAACACUGAUAUUGAUAGUAUAUCGAGAAAAAGCGAGAGAAGAGUUGUUCCACUACCAACACUUAAACCCACUUCCACUUUAAGCCCAAUUCAAGUUGGCAGUGACUAUGGUCAAAGGAAUGUACCUCACAGCGGUAUUAUGGGUUUAAUUCCAUUGGCCACAAGGGCACUGGAAUUAAUUAAAGAAAGGGUUGAUGAAAGUGUACCCAAUCCACAGAAACUUUUACCCCAACCAACUUUGAAGCCAUCUUCCACUUUAACCACAACCGAAGUCAGCUUGGAAAGGGAAGAUCAAAUUCAGGAUGAUUGCGAAACCCUUCCCGACGGUAUUGGAUCACGUUUAGAUGCUAAAACACUUAAAACGUUAGUUAAAAAUCAAUUGGGAUAAAUAAGUAUUACAUUUUGUUAAUUUAAAAGUUACAAAAUAUCAAAUAAAUUCUUCAUACCGAG